This is a messenger RNA of Haemonchus placei, 2019 nucleotides long. The record is from the annotation of a GenBank genome assembly. Lineage: Eukaryota; Metazoa; Nematoda; Chromadorea; Rhabditida; Trichostrongylidae.
AUGGAAAAUACAGAAAACAUCGAUCUCCGCAUCCUUCUUUUCUCUUUCUCACGUGUGAAUCCUACAGUGUUGUUAGAAGAUUCGGUAGUUUUCGCUGAAUCCGUGGAUCAUGAAGGUAUUACUGUCGUCACUCAAGACGAAGCACCACCUACAGUAGGAGCUCCUGCUCCUGCUCCUGCUACCGCUACUGCGAUUCGAAUGAUUUAUUAUCGAAUUGCUGAUCGGAUGGCAUUUGAUGCUGAUCGUCUGAUGUCAGAUGAUGGACUUAGUGUUACGACUGAGAAGAGUUCAGCUUCUACGGUUCCUCUAGUGAUUAGGAUGAAGUUUCCAGAAACAUGGCUCUUUGACUAUUUUGAGAUUAGUUCCAACGGAGAAGCAGUGUACCAAUCAAUGGCACCCGACACAAUCACUUCAUGGGUGGCUAGUGCAUUUGCCAUUAACGACAAUUCUGGAUUGGGUGUUGCACCGACCACAUCCAAGUUGCGAGUGUUCCGUCCGUUCUUCAUCCGUCUAAACCUACCGUACUCAGUGAAACGUGGUGAAAAGUUUGCUCUACAAGUGCUGGUGUUCAACUACAUGGAAAAAGAACAAGAUGUUACGGUCACGUUGAAGCACGACGACAGCUCUGGUUUCGAUUUCUUGAAUAAGGACGGUAGCAUUCGAAAAAGCCGUGACGCUGCUGAACGUAACUACAACGUCCGUGUUGUGUCUGUGCCAGGUGGUGGAGUCUCGAAAGCCGUCUAUUUCCCUAUUGUACCGACCGAAAUCGGAAUGGUCAAGUUGACUGUUACGGCUCAAGCGGCUCAGGCUGGUGACGGUGUAGAAGAACCGCUCAGAGUGGAGCCUGAAGGGUACCGUGUCGACCGUAACGUACCGGUGGUAAUCGAUCUCAACAAUGGCACAGAUUUCGAAAAAGUCGUACAAAUGAUGUGGCCAAGUGAUGUGGUUGAGGGCUCUCAGAAAGCACGAUUCGAAUUAGUCGGUGACAUCAUGGGUCCAGUACUGUCAAACAUCGAAGGCCUUGUACGUAUGCCUUAUGGAUGCGGUGAACAGAACAUGCUAAACUUUGUCCCGAACAUCGUCGUAUUACGUUACCUAAAAGCUACGAAUCGGGCUGAGCCAACGAUCGAGGCAAAAGCAGUAAAAUUCAUGGAAGCCGGCUAUCAACGAGAACUCACGUACAGACGCUACGAUAACUCAUUCUCGGCCUUUGGCGAGAGCGACAAGUUCGGAUCCACUUGGUUGACAGCCUUUGUGGUUCGAUCAUUCGCUCAGGCUCGGGCAUACAUAUUUGUCGAUCCUACCGUACUCACCAAGAGCAUAGCAUUCCUCAAUGGACAACAAAUGGAAACUGGCGCUUUUGCUGAACAUGGUGAAGUUCACCACAAGGAUAUGCAAGGAGGAGCCAGUGAAGGUGGUAUCGGCCUAACGGCAUAUGUUGUGGUGGCACUGUUGGAAAAUGGGAUUCGUAACGACAAUGGUAUUGCCUUCUUGGAGAGGCAUCUCGACAGUAUUGACAAAUCAAAGGACACCACGCAGUACUUCUAUCAACCUCGGCCUGUAGAUGUUGAGACAACCGGCUACGUACUGCUAAACUACAUGCUUGAUGGUGACACUGAGCGGGGUCUCCCACUUGUGCGAUGGCUAACAGGCCAACGAAACGCCUAUGGAGGCUUCUCAUCUACUCAGGAUACAGUAAUCGCACUACAGGCCCUAGGAAGUUAUGCGGAACACGCUUACUCGGCCGACUCGAACGUAACGGUUACGGUAACGAACGGAGCCGAUAGUCAAACAUUCGGAGUGACACCAUCAAACGCUAUUGUUCUACAGAGCUACGAGCUUCCAAAUAUCGAUUCAAGUGUUGAUGUCAAAGCGUCCGGAAAGGGAACAGUUUUCGCCCAGGUUUCCUAUUCCUACUACCGAAAUGCCGUUCGGGACGAUUCUCCGUUCUUCUGUUCAAAAGAUCUCAAAGAACUACGAGGUGGUAACAGAAUGCAACUCGACUUGUGCUGCAAGUAA